UUAAAAAAAAAUUUUUCAAAGAAAAGAAAGAAUGAGUACUUCAACAGGUUCAGAAUUAGCAAUAGGUUAUGCUUCCCUUUUUGUAUCGUGUGCUGCUUUUGGUUUUAUGUUUGCCCCACUAAAAAGAUUAGAUUCUAAAGACGGCGUUUUUGUUCAAUGGAUUCAAUGUUCUGUUGUUUUUAUGUUUGGAUUAAUAAUUAAUGUUAUUAGAGGAUUACCCCAAUUUAAUUUAAUUGCUUCUAUUGGAGGAUUCCUUUAUGCUACUGGUAAUGUUGCUUCAGUACCUAUAGUUGCUGAAAUGGGAAUUGGUUUAGGAAUGCUUAUUUGGGGGUCUGUUCAGAUAAUAGUAGGUUGGUGUGUUGCUCAUUUUGGCCUAUUCGGGACAAAACCACAAAAUGUUCAAAAUCCAUUAUUAAAUUAUUUGGGCGUUUUAAUUACUUUAUUUAGUGGAAUAAUGUUUGUUUUUGUAUAUAGUCGAGAGGAAAGGGAUAAAAAACUUAGCCCAAUUGAAAAAGAUUAUGAUAAUAAUCGAAUUGCUUAUAGAAGUGAAAGAGCACCUUCCACCUAUGGAACAGUCCACAAUGUUUGGGCAGUAGAAUCAGAACAAGAUAACGGAAAUAAUGCUUCCACAACUUUAGAAAAUUUGCCUAGAAUUGAACAGUCAGAAAUUAAAAGAACUGUAACUCCUCGUUUAACAAAAAGAAAAUUAUUGUGA
Messenger RNA from Meloidogyne enterolobii, 715 nucleotides. NCBI's taxonomy places the organism in Eukaryota, Metazoa, Nematoda, Chromadorea, Rhabditida, Meloidogynidae. The record is from the annotation of a GenBank genome assembly.